AACGCUGUCCUGGUCUGGAACCAGCAUGGCGGCCGAGCGGAAGACCAAGUUGUCCAAGAACUUGCUACGCAUGAAGUUCAUGCAAAGAGGACUGGACUCAGAAACCAAGAAACAACUAGAAGAGGAAGAAAAGAAGAUCAUUAGUGAAGAAUAUUGGUAUUUGGAUUUGCCCGAGCUUAAAGAGAAAGAACUAGAAAAGAGUUUCAUAAUAGAAGAGCAAAGCUUCUUGUUAUGUGAAGAUCUUCUCUAUGGAAGAAUGUCAUUCAGAGGAUUCAAUCCUGAAGUUGAGAAAUUAAUGCUUCAGAUGAAUGCGAAGAACAAAGCCGAGGAGGAAGAGGAAGAUGAAACCGUGGAAGUUGAUGUGUCAGAUGAAGAAAUGGCUAGAAGAUACGAAACCUUGGUGGGGACAAUUGGAAAAAAGUUUGCCAAGAAGAGAGACCGUGCCAAUUAUGAGGAAGAUGAAAAUGGAAACAUGAAGCCUAUUAAAACGAAAAAGAUGUUCUUAAAGCCCCAGGAUUAGAGUGAGCACCUUCAAAUAUGGCUCCGGAGCCUGUGAGAGGAGCGUGGUUUAGAGUCCCUCCUGAUGGUCCCUCUCUCGUUGCUAAUAAGUCACGUUGUUUGUAAAGAAAUGUACGGUUUGGGAAACAUGCUGUUUUUGAAACAGAUGUGUGGUAGAUGUUAUACAUCCUUUUCCUAGUGGCAUUUGUCAAGAGUGUAAUGCCAGCCCUUGACCUUGGUGACGGGAGGCCCAGGGCUGCUUACUAAAGAUUUGUUUUAAUGCGUACUUCUCCAGUCACUGACCUUCAGCUGGCUCCUAAAAUCAAUGCUAAUGUUGUGGUUGCCCUCAUGUUUAUAUUUUGCUUUAAUCGUGUCAGCCCAAUCCAUGCAUUCAUUUUGGAAUCAAUGCCAUGAGAAUUUAUUGUACGUUAACUGAUCAACAACAGACAUAACCUCUAGCCUGAAGCGUUUGUAUGCUGCCAGUUCACUGUCUGUGUUGGGUGGUGUUUUGUUGUUUAAGGCAUUUAAUUAAAGUUCUGUAAUAAAAAAAAAAAAA
This is a messenger RNA of Cavia porcellus (domestic guinea pig), 1054 nucleotides long. RefSeq names its product M-phase phosphoprotein 6-like. The record is from RefSeq and is a predicted model, not a curated record. Bases 26 to 520 code for a protein of 164 amino acids. The transcript is spliced from 2 exons. Gene Ontology annotation, biological process: maturation of 5.8S rRNA. Lineage: Eukaryota; Metazoa; Chordata; Mammalia; Rodentia; Caviidae.